CAAAACCCCCGCGCUCUCUCUCUGUCUCUCUCACAAUCGUCGUCUGUCCGUUUAACCGGCUCCUUCACCGGCGAAAAUUUCCGGCUUCCGGCGGAUCUAGGGUUUUCUGAUCUUCUCCUUUCUCCUUCGUGGGACGCCAGCAUGAGUUCGAAGGAAGGAGGCAAGGGGGGCAGGGGCAAGCCCAAGGCCACCAAGUCCGUCUCGAGGUCGCACAAGGCGGGCCUCCAGUUCCCCGUCGGCAGGAUCGCCCGGUUCCUCAAGGCCGGCAAGUACGCCGAGCGUGUCGGCGCCGGGGCCCCGGUCUACCUCUCUGCCGUCCUCGAGUACCUCGCCGCCGAGGUGCUGGAGCUGGCUGGGAACGCGGCGAGGGACAACAAGAAGAACAGGAUCGUGCCGCGCCACAUCCAGCUGGCGGUGAGGAACGACGAGGAGCUGAGCAAGCUCCUGGGCUCCGUGACCAUCGCCAACGGCGGCGUCCUCCCCAACAUCCACCAGACGCUGCUGCCGAAGAAGACCGGCGGGAAGGGCAAGGGCGACAUCGGGUCCGCUUCUCAGGAGUUCUAGGGGGCCUCCUUCAUCUCCCCGCCUUCCUUCUUUCAAUUUUUUCUUUUUAAUUUUUAUAUUUUUGGGUGGGUUCUUCUUCGAUCUUGGUGUAGGACUUUAGGGUUUGAUCUUUGCAAUAUACGUCUGCAAUUUCUUAUUUCUUUUUUUCCUUACCCUUUUGGGUUGCUAUGUUAAACCAAGAAAAGUAGUAAAAAGGAGCGAUUUUUCAUUUCUCGGUUCAAA
Molecule: messenger RNA, 786 nt
Organism: Eucalyptus grandis
Lineage: Eukaryota; Viridiplantae; Streptophyta; Magnoliopsida; Myrtales; Myrtaceae
Product: histone H2AX
Exons: 2
Coding region: 142-564 (140 amino acids)
Cellular component (GO): nucleosome
Molecular function (GO): structural constituent of chromatin; DNA binding; protein heterodimerization activity
Source: RefSeq, a predicted model, not a curated record